Molecule: messenger RNA, 1789 nt
Organism: Lagopus muta (rock ptarmigan)
Lineage: Eukaryota; Metazoa; Chordata; Aves; Galliformes; Phasianidae
Product: class I histocompatibility antigen, F10 alpha chain-like
Exons: 8
Coding region: 51-1133 (360 amino acids)
Biological process (GO): immune response; intracellular signal transduction; lipid metabolic process
Cellular component (GO): external side of plasma membrane
Molecular function (GO): phosphatidylinositol-4,5-bisphosphate phospholipase C activity
Source: RefSeq, a predicted model, not a curated record
GGCGUCCAAGAACCUGGAGGAGACGGAGUGGCGCGGAGCGGUGCGCAGCGAUGGGGCCGUGCGGGGCCCUGGGUCUGGGGCUGCUGCUGCUCGGCGCCGCGUGCGGGGCGGCGGGCGAGCCGCACUCCCUGCGGUACUUCCACACCGCGAUGGAGGAUCCCGGCCCUGGGAUGCCCUGGUUCGUGUCUGUGGGGUACGUGGACGGCGAGAUCUUCAUGCACUAUGACAGCACCGCGCGGAGGUACGUGCCCCGCAAAGAGUGGGUGAAGGCAGCUGGAGCUGUGGAUCCCGAGUACUGGGAGAGGAACACACAGAUCGCACAGAGCAAUGAGCAGACUAACCGCUGGAACCUGAACAUACUGCAGGAACGCUUCAACCAGAGCGGCGGGUCUCACACAGUGCAGCAGAUGUACGGUUGUGACAUUUUUGAGGAUGGCACCACCCGGGGGUAUAAUCAGCAUGCCUAUGAUGGGAGAGACUUCAUUGCCUUCGACAAAGACACGAAGACGUUCACUGCGUCAGUUCCAGAGGCAGUUCCCACCAAGAGGACAUGGGAGGCAGAUCCAACUUAUGUUGAUGGACAGAAGCAUUACCUGGAGGAAACCUGUGUGCAGUGGCUGCAGAGACAUGUGGAGCACGGGAAGGCAGAGCUGGGCAGGAGAGAGCGGCCCGAGGUGCGAGUGCGGGGGAAGGAGGCCGAUGGGGUGCUGACCUUGUCCUGCCGCGCUCACGGCUUCUACCCGCGGCCCAUCGCCGUCGAGUGGAUGAAGGACGGCAUGCUGCAGCACCAGGACACCCACACGGGGGGCGUCGCGCCCAACAGCGAUGGCACCUAUCACACCUGGGUCACCAUCGAUGCACGGCCGGAGGACAGGGACAAGUACCAGUGCCGCGUGCAGCAUGCCAGCCUGCAGCAGCCCGGCCUCUACUCGUGGGAGCCGUCAGAGUCCAACCUGGUCCCCAUCGUGGUGGGGGUGAUUGUUGCCAUUGUGGCCAUGGCCAUCGUGGCUGGUGUUGGAUUUGCCAUCUACAGAAGCCAUGCAGGGAAGAAAAAGAAGGGCUACAGCAUUGCUGCUGACCAGGGCCUUGGACAUAGAGGCUCGAGCACAGGGAGCGACCGCCCUGUCAUCUGAGUGCUGUGCUUCAGCCUGCAAGGGGAAGGCUGUCCCCACCAGCGUUUGGGUUGGUGAUGGACACAGCCCCAUCCUCUCAAUCUCACACAUCCCCCUCUGCUUUCAGUGCUGACUGUUAGCUUUGCUUGCACUGCUUCCUAUGAAAUAAACUGACGAGCGUUCUGUGCUCAGCUUGCCUGCCGUGUGCUCCAUGUUGUGGUUGGGGAUGGGGUGGUGAGAGGGCUGUGUCCUGGUUUGGCUGCUCAGGGUGCUGAGUACCUGCUGCCCUGCUGCUUUGCUCCGCCUGCUGCUCACUCCCCCCAUAUUUCCCCCCCCCUCCAUUACCUCGCCUCUGUGACCCCAUGCUGAUGGCUGCCUGCUCCCUGUCCUGGAUGAGCUCUGGUUUUCCCAAUGCCAUCCCUGUGUGCUGGGAUCUCCUUGCUCCUCCUCCCUGCUGUCCCUGCAUCUAUUCCCCCUGUGCCCCCAGCUGGGUGUCCUGCAGCACUUCCUCCCUGCCCCCAUCCUGCUUCCUCUCUAAUCCUCACCCUUGCCCACUCCACAUCCCUCAUCCCUCCCUUCCCCAAGCUCUCAUGUCCCUGCUGUGCCUCCUCCCCCUGCGGCUCUGUGUCCCCCAGCAUUGUGCCCUACGCUGAAAUAAAUAUGAUUGUUCUGCUGCC